Chanos chanos (milkfish) is the source of this 657-nucleotide messenger RNA. RefSeq names its product tumor necrosis factor ligand superfamily member 14-like. The transcript is spliced from 3 exons. Gene Ontology annotation, biological process: immune response. The record is from RefSeq and is a predicted model, not a curated record. Gene Ontology annotation, cellular component: membrane. Gene Ontology annotation, molecular function: tumor necrosis factor receptor binding. Bases 1 to 657 code for a protein of 218 amino acids. NCBI's taxonomy places the organism in Eukaryota, Metazoa, Chordata, Actinopteri, Gonorynchiformes, Chanidae.
AUGCAUGAUGUGGACAGUCAAGCAGUGCCUCCACCGUUGCCCCCUAACUCGGUCCCGCGUCACCGAGGGUCCACAGCUCAGACACUGUUGUAUGUGCUGGUAAUUCUGGCCCUAUGUGGCUUGCUUGUGGAAGGAUGUUUCAUUUACCAUCUUUACAGAAAUAACAAAACAACUGAAGAAGUAAUACAACACCACAGUAUACUGAGACCAAACCCUACUGUGAAACCUCCAAAGCCGAUGGCACAUCUGUCAGCUGGAGUUUACGCUCCUCUUGAAAACGGAGUGAUGAUAUGGGACGAUCAAGCACAACCCGUAGUUUAUAAGAUGGAACACAAGAAAAGGCAGGGACAGCUGAUCAUUCAGAAAGAAGGCUACUACUCCAUCUAUGCAAAGGUCUGCUACAGUGAAGAUUACCUCAUGUUCACACAUUCUGUGGUCAAACUCACAAACCGGUACCCGGACGCAGAGCUGGAGCUCCUGCGCUCUCGGACAUAUGCUGCGUCCACAAGUUACAGGAAACACGGUUUGUCAAACAGUUACCUGGCUGGUGUUUUCCAUCUUUUCAAGGACGAUAUCAUUUUUGUUAGAGUGUCAAACCAUACUCUGGUCAGACGGACGGAUGCUGCGGAGAGCUUCUUUGGUGCAUAUAUGCAUUAA